Brassica oleracea var. oleracea is the source of this 3002-nucleotide messenger RNA. RefSeq names its product TBC1 domain family member 5 homolog A. Lineage: Eukaryota; Viridiplantae; Streptophyta; Magnoliopsida; Brassicales; Brassicaceae. The record is from RefSeq and is a predicted model, not a curated record. Gene Ontology annotation, molecular function: GTPase activator activity. Gene Ontology annotation, biological process: activation of GTPase activity. The transcript is spliced from 5 exons. Bases 313 to 2865 code for a protein of 850 amino acids.
AGCUGGUACUUGUUCAUCAUCUUCGACACUUUGCUCCGACAGGUCACCUUUUAAUAAGUUUUGCUUUCCUCACGAAACAAACAAACUUCCUAUUCUCUUCUUUAUUCAUUUAUUCACAGACGAUGAGAAAAUCAAUGAAGAACCUGCUCCUCUGAGAUUAACAACAACAAAAACAGAAAAAAGAAAAGAGAAUUGAUUCUCUCUCUCUCUCUCUCUCUCUCCUAUCUUAUUGUGUUCCGAUCUGAUUGGAAUCGCUUUAUAUUCCUCCAAGAAUAAACAUCUAUUUUGUGCGAAACACGAAGAAGUAGCCUAAUGCUUCCGUCGGAGAUCGAGCCAUCUAUGCCGGAACCUGAUCACCGUUUCGCCAAUCUAAGAGGCGUACGGUGGCGCGUGAAUCUCGGCGUUCUCCCCUUCCAAGCUUCUUCCAUCGAUGAUCUUCGCAAAGCAACCGCCGAAUCUCGCAGAAGAUAUGCGUCAUUAAGGAGACGACUCUUGAUAGAUCCGCAUUUGUCUAAAGAUCUACGAAACUCCCCUGAUCUCUCCAUCGACAAUCCCUUGUCUCAAAACCCAGAUAGUACAUGGGGUAGGUUCUUUCGUAACGCUGAGCUAGAGAAAACAUUGGAUCAGGACUUAUCAAGGCUAUAUCCUGAGCACUGGAGGUACUUUCAAGCUCCUGGUUGUCAAGGGAUGCUAAGACGUAUCUUACUCUUGUGGUGCCUUAAACAUCCCGAGUAUGGUUAUCGACAAGGAAUGCACGAGCUUCUGGCUCCUCUGCUCUAUGUACUCCACGUUGACGUUGAGCGUCUCUCCGAAGUGCGUAAAACCUACGAAGACCAUUUCACCGACAAGUUCGACGGCUUAUCCUUCGAGGAGAGAGACAUUACUUACAACUUCGAUUUCAAGAAGCUUCUUGAGGAUUUCGCAGACGACGAGGUCGGUGGAAUCCACGGGAGCUCCAAGAAAGUAGUGAGCUUAGACGAGCUGGAUCCCGAGAUCAAGUCCAUCGUGAUGCUCAGCGAUGCUUACGGAGCAGAAGGAGAGCUGGGGAUUGUCUUGUCGGAUAAGUUCAUGGAGCAUGACGCUUACUGCAUGUUCGACGCUCUCAUGAGUGGAUCGAAUGGCUGCGUCUCGAUGGCUGGAUUCUUCGCUUACUCUCCAGCUAGCGGUUCCCACACUGGUUUGCCUCCGGUUCUCGAGGCGUGCACUGCGUUUUACAAUCUUUUAUCGUUUGUGGACUCGUCUCUGCAUAGCCAUUUGGUGGAGCUAGGAGUUGAGCCUCAGUACUUUGGGCUCCGUUGGUUAAGAGUUUUGUUUGGAAGAGAGUUUUUGCUUCAGGAUCUGUUGGUAGUGUGGGAUGAGAUCUUCUCAGCUGAUAACACUGCGAGAAGAGAUGAGGAUGAUAACAGUACAACAAGCCACAGCUUCAUGAUCUUUGACUCUCCACGCGGAGCUUUAAUCUCCGGGAUGGCGGUUUCGAUGAUUUUGUGUUUAAGAUCUUCCUUGCUCGCUACUGAGAACGCAGCUUCUUGUCUCCAGAGACUGUUGAAUCUCCCGGAGAAGAUUGAUGUGAGGAAGGUAAUAGAGAAGGCUAAGUCGUUACAAGCAUUGGCUUUAGAUGAGGAUGUGCGAGCAUCAGCUUUGUCUGUGAACAACGUUUUUGAUCAGAGCAUGAGUCCUGCGAUACCGGCGAGGACUAACAGCUUCCCUUCGGGGUCCACUUCUCCUAAAUCUCCGUUGAUCAUUACUCCACAGAGUUACUGGGAGGAGAAAUGGAGAGUUCUUACGGCUGAGGAAGAGAAACAGAAUCCUUCAGCGCCACCGCCGAAGAAGAAGGCGUCAUGGUUUAAGGUGAAACGGCUUUUCAGAGCAGAGUCUGAGCCUACACAUAGCGCCAAGACAGAGAGUAAAGCUGGUUUAGCAUCAGUGGCAAGGAACUUGCUGGAAGAUUUUAAUAAGCAGGUUGUUUCUGAACCUGAGGAAGCUAAUAUAGUAGAGGCUGUGAACAAUGAAGAUAGCUCAGUAGCUAAUAGAGUAGAUGUUGUGAACAAUGAAGAUAGCGAGGAAGCUAAUAGAGAAGAGGUUGUGAACAAUGAAGAUGGUUCAGUUCAAGAAACCGAGGAAGCUAGUAGAGAAGAUGUUCUGGACAAUGAAGAUGGUUCAGUUCAAGAAACCGAGGAAAGAAAUGUGGAUUUUGCAUCUGCUGGUGAAGAGAGCAUAGCAACAGUUGAGGAGACUUCAUCUGAUGUCUUCUCAGAUCCUAACAGUCCACUCAGACAUUCAAACUCCAUAGAGAAUGAUUCAGAUAGCAGCACCAGGUCGAUUCUGUUUGCCAAUGAAAAAGUUGAAGAUCAAGAAACAAGCGCAGUAGAUUCGCCUCUUCCCGUUUCCUCUCAACCAAGCAUUGAGUUUCCGUUAGUUCAGUCUAAUGACGAAGAGAACACCACAGAUUUAGAUAAAUCUGUGGCCGUGAGUAAGGAGCGUAAUAAGGCUUUUCCAGGGAAGUUCCAGUGGUUUUGGAAGUUUGGACGCAACCUCACUGGCGAGGAGACAAGAUCCAAUGGUGUUGAAAGUAGUAAGAGCGAUUUGGUUAGCUCUUCUGAGUCGCAUUCUUCUCAACAAGCUUCAUCUUCGAGCAGCAAAGGGGAGACAGACCAGAAUGUGAUGAAUACAUUGAAGAACCUUGGCAAUUCCAUGCUCGAACACAUUCAGGUGAUGGAGUCUGUUUUCCAGCAAGAACGAGGUCAGGUUCAGGCAGGAUUAGUUGAGAACAUAUCUAAGGCCAACUUGGUCGAAAAGGGACAAGUCACAGCCACGACAGCUCUCAAGGAGCUUCGGAAGAUCAGUAAUCUUUUGUUGGAAAUGUGAUGGACAUUUUUGUUGGAAAUGUGAUGGACAUUUUUGUUGAUUCUUCUUGUUCCGCCCUCUGUAUAUGUACAUACGUCCUAUUUUUUUGUAAAGUAUUUUUAGAGCACGUAAUAAUAAAAGAAAAUGUCUUAUCAGCA